This is a messenger RNA of Lathyrus oleraceus (garden pea), 378 nucleotides long. RefSeq lists its product as uncharacterized. The coding region runs from base 1 to 378 and encodes 125 amino acids. The record is from RefSeq and is a predicted model, not a curated record. NCBI's taxonomy places the organism in Eukaryota, Viridiplantae, Streptophyta, Magnoliopsida, Fabales, Fabaceae. The transcript has a single exon.
AUGACGUAUAUUAAAGGAAUCAUUCAUCACGGUCUUUGGUUUCUUAAAGAAAGCAAGUGUAGCUUAGUAGGUUUUUCUGAUUCUGAUUUUGGUGGUUGCAAGUCGGAUAGGAAAAACACUAGUGAAACUUGUAAUAUGUUUGGAAAUUGUUCAAUUUGUUGGCACAAUAAGAAGCAACAUAUUGUUUCUCUUUCUACCGCUGAGACUGAAAAUGUAGCCACUGAUAAUUAUUGUUCACGAGUCUUAUGGGUAAAGCAACAAUUAUUAGAUUAUGAUUUGAAAUUAGGUUGUGUUCCAAUCAAAUGUGAUAAGGCUAGCACGCUAAGUCUUACUAAGAAUCUUGUGUUACAUUCAGACACCAAACACAUAGAAAUCUGA